Pichia membranifaciens NRRL Y-2026 is the source of this 1295-nucleotide messenger RNA. RefSeq lists its product as hypothetical. The record is from RefSeq and is a predicted model, not a curated record. NCBI's taxonomy places the organism in Eukaryota, Fungi, Ascomycota, Pichiomycetes, Pichiales, Pichiaceae. Bases 198 to 1106 code for a protein of 302 amino acids. The transcript is spliced from 2 exons.
GUGUACGUUUAGUUACUGGGGUUCGGCGGCUGUAGGCCCACCCGCCGUGGAACACUUCCUUUUUAUAUCUUCAAUAAUAUAUCACAUGCGUCUUGGUAAGUGGCAGUAGCAACCGUCUGUUUUCUCGCAGAGAAAAAGUGACGGGAGAUGGGAAGAUAAAAAGAGCGGCUGGCUGGCUGGCGGGCGGUACAAAGUCGAUGAGCCUUCAGGCCUCUUUCUUCUCCAACACCGUCUGUGCAGCUCUUCCAACUUGCCGUCCAGGCGACAGUAAAUCGCCAAUGGUUUCCCUGUACGCCAGGAGAGGAGAUGAGACCGAGCUGGAGGCACGGCUCUCCGUGGACCUCGAUCCAAACAGCAGCAGCAGCAGCAGAAACGCAGCAGCCACCAGCAUAGCAUAUUUGCCGCCGUUCAGCAAGCCUUUGACUAUACGUAUCGCCAUAACCUUCGACGGGGUCUUGCUAUGCCCGGAGAACACGCCAAACCUCUUUAACACAUUGAAGCAGAUGAUGGAAGCCUCGAACAUCUGGGACCGGUUGUGCUUCAGGAAGAUGAUCUUCAGCGGCAGCAGAGACAGCAACACCACGUUUGGGAUCGACCUCCACGACGAGUUGUUCGACGUGGCCACAAUCAACGACCUGCUUCUUUCGUCCUCCGAGCAGGUGAGCUUGAACAGCUUGCAGACAGAAGUGGUGAAGUCAGUUGACAUUGACGUGCACGUGCACAACACGAACGGUUUCAAAGAAGCAUGGAUCUUGGGCAGUUCAAUAAAGGAUUUGAACUUCAUCUUUUUCCAGUGCUUUUUGAAGCUAGAGGCGCAUCUGCCGUUGCUCUUCAACUACAUCUCCAGAUCGACGUACCUUGCAACCAAGAACGUCAUUCCGCCAAUCGUCGCGUCGUGCUUGAAGAGCAACGAGACGUACAUGAUUGAGCAAAGAAGUGUCUUGGCCGGCAUCAUCAAGUCUUUGUGCCACUGUCCAACGUGGAUCGAGAGCGUGCACUUGUGGGACCGUUCCAAGUUGAAGAGGGAGUUUUCCAAAGAAGACGGCUUUUCCGUCACGUGGUUCUACCCCUUUUACGACACAACCGGCAAUCACGCCUCCUUGUAGUUGUACCUUAGUUUCUCCAGCUCGUCUAUAGCUUGGCUUAUCUGGCUAUUGUCGGUGUGCAGGUCCAAAAUACAGAUGCCGAAUAGAAUGGGGAGGACAUAGAGCAGGUCUGCUCUAGCGUUGACCCUGAACCACACAAAUUUCACAACUGUGGACAUUGAAUAAAAGGCAAGGUUGGAAAGAAGGAAC